UCGUGCGCCGACAUCGCCGCGCUCGCCGCCCGCGACUCCGUCCAGCUAGCUGGCGGGCCAAGGUACGCCGUCCCGCUAGGCCGCCGCGAUGGGCUUGCCCCCGCGUCCCUGGACACCAUCUUGGGCGCGCUCCCGCCGCCGACCUCCAAGGUCCCUGUGCUCCUCAGCUUCCUCGCCAAGAUUGGCCUCAACGCCGACGACCUGGUGGCGCUCUCCGGCGCGCACACGCUGGGGAUCGCGCACUGCGGCUCCUUCGAGGAGCGGCUGUUCCCCAAGGACGACCCCACCAUGGACAAGUUUUUCGCCGGCCACCUCAAGCUCACUUGCCCGCGGCUCAAGGUGGACAACUUCACCGCCAACGACAUCCGCACGCCGGACGUGUUCGACAACAAGUUCUACGUCGACCUGCUCAACCGGCAGGGCCUCUUCACCUCCGACCAGGACCUGCACACCGACGCCAAGACCAAGCCCAUGGUCACUAGGUUCGCCGUCGACCAAGCCGCCUUCUUCGACCAGUUCGUCAAGUCCAUGGUGAAAAUGGGGCAGAUCAACGUGCUCACUGGCAACCAGGGCCAGAUCCGCACGGACUGCUCCGUGCCCAACGCCGCCCGCAGCGCCGGUGACGAGCUGCCGUGGUCCGUCGUCGAGACCGCCGUUGAGACUUUAGUGUUGUAGGUAGUAGGGUUUAGUCCAUGGAUGGAUCUCAAGCUUGUUUUAUGUUUUGGCAAGGUUUGGACUUUGGAAGUCAGAGUGCAUGCGUGUUUAGUUUGUUGAGCAAGACCGAACCAGUUGAGUAAUAAGGACUUGUUUUGUAUCUACCCAUGUAAUAACUAGACGAACGCUCAUGUGAACAUUUGGUUGA
Triticum urartu is the source of this 862-nucleotide messenger RNA. RefSeq names its product cationic peroxidase SPC4. Gene Ontology annotation, molecular function: heme binding; peroxidase activity. Lineage: Eukaryota; Viridiplantae; Streptophyta; Magnoliopsida; Poales; Poaceae. The record is from RefSeq and is a predicted model, not a curated record. Gene Ontology annotation, biological process: hydrogen peroxide catabolic process; response to oxidative stress.